UUUGGAAAAAGUCUCAAAACCGGAGCUUGUUACUGUAAUCGGGGUUUUAAAAGCGGCUUUCCUGAACAUAUGUGCAGCGCUUAUCCAGCUACGUUAAAUGUUGCAUUCCAAGACUACGUUACGCAAGAGGUGAGCGAAUAAAUACUGCAUAAGUCCGCAGACUGGGCGACACUGACCCCCCCCCUCCGGGUUAAUGGAACACUCGAACUCCAGGAGUUCCGUUCCGGGCUUUUUUUGUCACCGAAAGCGUUCCAGUUCCUGGGUUGCCAGGGCAACCGAUGUUUAACAAUCCCACCUUUCAGGGCCACGAAGGGCGAAAGACCGAGCGGAGCAGCACACCUGAGAAACCCGGAUUCAAUGGCAGCCGAAUCUCUCCCUGCUGAACUCUCCUUGCCGCUAAAAAACAAGAACACCCACUGCGACCGAGUUGGCAAACUCUAUAGAGGUUGCAGAAUUUCUGCAAACGUGUCCUCCAUUCCUACUAAAUACCAGACCGUGGUCAUCUGCAACACAGAAAGAAAGGGCUUCUCUUCGCAGACCAAAAGGUUUCUGUCCGAAACCAAUCAGAAUGAAAAUCCCGGACCCGGUUCUUAUAUUUCCCACAAGCCUGCUGAGCCGCACAGCUCCUCAUUCUCGAAGAAAGGGACUGGCAGCUUCGCUUCCAGAACAGCCAGAGUUCCCCGGAAUGGCCUCAGACCCACCCCUGCCCCCAAUGCCUACACGCUGCAAUCCACCCUUCUGGAGAGACACAGCUUCAACCUGGGCAGUUCCAGCAUGUUUCAGCAGCCCAUCGCUGUUAAGCUCGAGGAUGUGAAGAGCAGCACUCCAGCCCCCAACCAGUACAAUGUGUCUCUCAAAGGGAUUGAGAAGAGCACCACGGUCUCUGCAAAGUCAGUCUUCCUAUCGAAAACCCAAAGAGAGUUUGCUCCUCCAGGAGAUUUAAAAGUGCCGUCUCCAUGCCAUUACAGGGUGAAUGACUCCCUCACCAAGGAAAGCCCAAAGGUCCCAGUUUCCUGCUUCAGGUCAACCUCUGAGAGGAUACAGACUACAGUUCCAGCCCAGGUCCCAGGCCCGGGAGCCUGCAGCCCCUAUGAGGCACCAGGGCCUGUGAAGAAGACCAUCUUUCCAAAGAGGCACUACCUGUGUAUUUCUGCACCCCCGAUACCAGUUCCUAAGACACCUCCUCCUCCAGGGCCUGGCCAUUAUGAGGUUGUUAAUUAUGAAGGGGCUCCCAGACACUACAUGUCCAGUGCAGUGUUUCUGUCCAACACAAGCCGGUGGACCGCAGACAACCACAGCAAGGACCUGCCUGGACCUGGUUUAUAUCAUCCAGAGAAGCCAACCAAACAGUCCUUUUUGUACAAUUUCUCUAACAAAUGGAUUCCUGCCUGAGACAGUCUGAAGACCGAGAAAUGGAUUGUUAUUUUAUUAUCAGAGGGUUGACACACGACACUUCUCACCUUCAAAGCCAUAGGCAGUUACUUGCAGGAUGUAUUGUGGGUUAACGUCUUUAAAUGUAAGAACCCACUGUUAAUUUAUUUUUGUAAAGGUGCAAAUUCAGUCAGUGAUAGUGCCAGUUAGCAGCUUGUAUAUACAGUACAAUGUCAGCCUUAUGUUUUUAAAAUGGUCAUAGAACUAUUUGCAUUUUAACAAAAGAAACACUGACUUAAUAUGCUUCAGUAACCAAUUUUAUAAAGAAAUUAAAAAGUAGAACAUCAAUAUAAAAAUUGUGUUUGUACAUUUGGAUCACAGGAUCCAUUAAUUUUGCAGAUCACAGACCAUGUGUGGAAUUUUCAGUGAAUUUAAUGGAACCCAUUGCUUCAUCAUGUUGAAUUCAGGUGGCAGAAGUCCACAGUUUUACACAUUCAGCAUCAUCAGAAUGCAGUCACCUUCCCAUUCCACAUGAGUAUUUAUUGAUGCCUUAAUGAAUAGCAGCAUUAUGAACAAUUCAAUCUGGAAAUAAUGACAUUGCAGAAUAGUAGGAACUGUAACUGUUUUCACUAACUGCCUCUCCCGUUUCACACAUGAUCAAUAUAGAUCUCAAGAUAGAUCCGAAAACUGUUCUUGCUUGGAGAAUGAAGAUGUUCAUUUUAUACCAUAACCUUAAGAGAUGUACAGUAUUUAGUUGAAGAUGUAAUACAGGAAAAAACAUUGUUCAAAAUAAAAAAACAGAAAACGUU
Messenger RNA from Lepisosteus oculatus (spotted gar), 2180 nucleotides. RefSeq names its product sperm-tail PG-rich repeat containing 1 (gene stpg1). Gene Ontology annotation, molecular function: histone binding; chromatin binding. The record is from RefSeq and is a predicted model, not a curated record. Gene Ontology annotation, biological process: epigenetic programing of male pronucleus. Gene Ontology annotation, cellular component: germinal vesicle; male pronucleus; female pronucleus. Lineage: Eukaryota; Metazoa; Chordata; Actinopteri; Semionotiformes; Lepisosteidae.